Homarus americanus (American lobster) is the source of this 946-nucleotide messenger RNA. It is a transcript of the gene Rpb5, whose product is annotated as DNA-directed RNA polymerases I, II, and III subunit RPABC1. Gene Ontology annotation, molecular function: DNA binding; DNA-directed RNA polymerase activity. Gene Ontology annotation, cellular component: RNA polymerase III complex; RNA polymerase II, core complex; RNA polymerase I complex. The transcript is spliced from 5 exons. Lineage: Eukaryota; Metazoa; Arthropoda; Malacostraca; Decapoda; Nephropidae. The record is from RefSeq and is a predicted model, not a curated record. The coding region runs from base 114 to 746 and encodes 210 amino acids. Gene Ontology annotation, biological process: DNA-templated transcription.
UUUAGCACAUUGUUAAAGAGUCUAGCAUAAUUCGACAAACUAGAUCUGGUAACACUGUCUCUCCCUUGUAAACAAAGUAGCAUGGUGUUGUGAGGUCCUAAGAAUUAGCAAGUAUGGAAGACGAAGCCGAAACUUACAAACUUUGGCGAAUCCGCAAGACUAUCAUGCAGCUGUGUCACGACCGUGGGUACCUGGUGACACAGGAUGAGUUGGACCAAACUCUGGAUCAGUUCAAGGAACAGUUUGGAGACAAACCCUCUGAGAGACAUCCAGCCAGAUCAGAUCUUAUUGUCUUGGUCGCUCACAAUGAUGAUCCCACUGAUCAGAUGUUUGUAUUUUUCCCAGAUGAACCAAAGGUUGGUGUCAGGACCAUAAAGACCUAUUGUACCAGGAUGCAAGAGGAGAACAUUCAGCGAGCAAUUAUUGUUGUCCAGUCAGGAAUGUCUCCCUCAGCUAAGCAGGCAUUGGUAGAUAUGGCACCUAAGUAUAUCCUGGAGCAGUUCCUUGAGUCAGAGUUGUUGAUCAACAUCACUGAACAUGAGUUGGUCCCAGAGCACGUGGUCAUGACGGCAGAAGAGAAGACAGAACUACUUCAGCGGUAUAAACUCAAAGACAAUCAACUGAUGAGGAUCCAGGCAGGUGACCCAGUGGCACGAUAUUUUGGUCUUAAACGUGGUCAGGUUGUCAAGAUUAUCCGACCAUCUGAGACGGCAGGACGAUAUAUUUCUUAUCGACUGGUUGUGUAGCCGUUAAUUUAAGUAUGACUUAAAGAGAAGUAUUAGUGUUGAAUUCAUGUGAGACCUUGGUUUUUGUUUAUUUUUAUUUUUGUUAAAAAUUAGUGAAGUCAUCAAUACAUCAUUUCAAAGGGAUUCAUGUUGAAGAACUUACCAUAAAUUGUCGGAAAUUGUAAUAAAUUUUUUUAUAAUAAAACCGUUUUAUAUAUAAA